Messenger RNA from Euleptes europaea (tarantolino), 1500 nucleotides. It is a transcript of the gene DIXDC1, whose product is annotated as DIX domain containing 1. Gene Ontology annotation, cellular component: cytosol. The record is from RefSeq and is a predicted model, not a curated record. NCBI's taxonomy places the organism in Eukaryota, Metazoa, Chordata, Lepidosauria, Squamata, Sphaerodactylidae. The coding region runs from base 47 to 1465 and encodes 472 amino acids. Gene Ontology annotation, biological process: canonical Wnt signaling pathway. The transcript has 16 exons.
CUCCCGGGGAGACGGGUUCUGUGAGGGCAGAGGUUGACGGGGGAUCAUGGGAGGGAAGCAGGUCAAAUGCCUCACGUCGCCCAGCCCAGUAAACAGUGCCAAGAGCGAGUCCAGCGCCACUCCUUCGGAGGAAAAGGCGGGAUUUGACAUUGUUCGUGAAGAGGAAGCCGAGGCUAGAACAGAAGAGACGGGCUGCCCCUUUUCCCUGGAGUGGCAGGCGCGCUGUCCUGCAGCGAGCUUGGAGACUUCAUGGGAGGAGCAACUGCUGGAGCAGCAAGACCACUUAGAAAAGGAGAUGGAGGAAGCCAAGAAGAUGAUUUCGGGACUACAGGCUUUGCUGCUCAACGGGUCGCUACCUGAGGACGAGCAGGAGAGAUCGCUUGCCCUUUGUGAGCGGGAGGCCUGCCCGGAAGAGCAGCUGAUUAUCAUCCGAAGCCGACUGGACCAGAGCAUGGAAGAGAACCAGGAGCUCAAGAAGGAACUGCUGAAGCACAAGCAAGAAGCCAGAAAUCUGCAGGGAAUGAAGGAUGCCUUGCAGCAGCGGCUGGCUCAGCAGGAUGCUCUGAUUCUUCAGCUCAAGCAAGAGUUGCUGAGAGCCAACAUGGACAAAGAAGAGCUGCACAGCCAGCACGCUGACCUGCAGAGGAAGGUGGAAGAGAGGAAUCGGCUGCUGGCGGAAUACAAAAAGGAGCUGGCCCAGAAGGACCGGCACCUACACCAGCACCAAGCCAAGAUGGACGAGAUGUUGCGGCAACUCUCCGAGGCCAGCUACCAGCAGGCAGAUUUGGAACGGGAGCUGGAGCACAAAGAAGCCCUGUUGGCUCAGUGUAUGAAGAAGGAUGCCGAGGAGGUGAUCGUCUACAGCAACCACAGCUCUCAGAGCAACGGCUUCCUGCAACCCUCAGGGAAAGGAGCAACUUCCACGACGCACCGAGGGACCAACGACCUGCAGCUGGUGCGCGAGGCCCUGCGGAGCCUGCGGAACAGCUUCAGCGGCCACGACCCCCAGCACCACACCAUCGACAGCUUGGAGCAGGGCAUCUCCAGCCUGAUGGAGAGGCUGCACCGCCUGGAGGUGCAGAAGAGGCAGGAGAGGCGGGGUAGAGGGAAGUCGCCCGCCGGCCACCCAACCAAUGAGUGCCGAGACUCCUGGUCCUCCAACUCCAAACUGCCUCAUUCUCACAGCACCCCAGCGAUGGGCAGCAGCGCCUGCACCAAAGUGCUCUACUUCACUGAUCGCUCCCUCACACCUUUCAUGGUCAACAUACCAAAGAGGUUAGGUGAGGUGACCCUGAGGGACUUCAAAGCGGCUAUCGAUCGGGAAGGAACGCACCGGUACCAUUUCAAGGCCUUGGAUCCGGAAUUCGGCACCGUCAAAGAGGAGGUUUUCCAUGAUGACGACAUCAUCCCCGGGUGGGAGGGGAAGAUUGUAGCCUGGGUGGAAGAGGACCACGGGGAGAACUGAUCGGAUCCCUGUGACGCCUUUUAUUGUGAAGCCCU